Belonocnema kinseyi is the source of this 851-nucleotide messenger RNA. RefSeq names its product MTRF1L release factor glutamine methyltransferase (gene HemK1). Gene Ontology annotation, molecular function: protein methyltransferase activity; nucleic acid binding. Gene Ontology annotation, biological process: protein methylation. The coding region runs from base 1 to 789 and encodes 262 amino acids. Gene Ontology annotation, cellular component: mitochondrion. The record is from RefSeq and is a predicted model, not a curated record. The transcript is spliced from 4 exons. Lineage: Eukaryota; Metazoa; Arthropoda; Insecta; Hymenoptera; Cynipidae.
AUGGACCUUGCUAGUCUGAAAGAAAAAGAACUCACACCUAACGAGUUAGAAAAACUGGAUAUGCUUUGCGAAUGUAGAUUGUCAAGAAUGCCAGUUCAGUACAUUAUUAAGGAAUGGGAUUUUCGAGAUAUCACAUUAAAACUAGUACCGCCGGUUUUCGUUCCUCGACCAGAGACUGAAAUUUUAGUAGAUUUCGUUUUAAAACGAAUAUCAUCGGCAAAUUUAGAUUCUUGCAAAAUUUUAGAAGUUGGUUGUGGUUCUGGUGCCAUUUCCUUAGCACUUUUACAUGCCUGUAACAAGAUAAAAGCUUUGGCUAUUGACACGAAUAUUCAUGCUUGUGAGCUGACUCUCGAAAAUGCUAAAAAUUUAGGUCUUCAAAGUCAACUGACUGUUGUACAUGGCACUUUACUAGAAGAUGCGACAAUCAAAGUUUCAGCAGAUGAAAAAAUUCCAGAUUUAAAUAAAGAAACUUUUGAUUUUAUUGUCAGCAAUCCUCCCUAUGUGCCGACAAAAGAGGUUUUUAAACUAAUGCCGGAAAUUAAGCUAUAUGAAGACGUGAGAGCCUUGGACGGAGGAAACGACGGUUUAAAAGUAAUUAAACCACUUUUAAAUUACGCUGCAAACGCAUUGAAACCAGGCGGCCGACUUUUUAUGGAAAUCGACCCGGCACAUUCAGAAUAUAUCCAAUUUUUCACGGCAAAGUACACAAACCUAAACCUCAAAUACGAACACACAUACAAAGAUUUUUGCAACAAAGACCGGUUUGUCGAGGUUCUAAAAUUAGGCUGAAUUUUAAAAUGCAAUUGUACAUAAAACUUAUUAAAAAUUAAAAUAUGAAAUAUUCCUAAUAA